This is a messenger RNA of Sphaeramia orbicularis (orbiculate cardinalfish), 1729 nucleotides long. Its product is annotated as eukaryotic translation initiation factor 4E-1A-like. The transcript has 7 exons. The record is from RefSeq and is a predicted model, not a curated record. Gene Ontology annotation, molecular function: translation initiation factor activity; RNA 7-methylguanosine cap binding. NCBI's taxonomy places the organism in Eukaryota, Metazoa, Chordata, Actinopteri, Kurtiformes, Apogonidae. Gene Ontology annotation, cellular component: cytoplasm; eukaryotic translation initiation factor 4F complex. Gene Ontology annotation, biological process: translational initiation. Bases 79 to 729 code for a protein of 216 amino acids.
CAUGCGUGGUAGUUUGUUCCAGAUGGCUCAAUCAGCUAUUUAAACACACGUUAAAAAACUAAAAGUGAUUUUCAGAAGAUGGCGACCGCUCUGGUGGUGGUGGUGGCAGUUGCUGGAAAUCCUGAAAAGGAAAAAUCUGAAAAAGCAACUCAGAAAGUUGUGAGUCCCAAUGUAUACAUCAAGCAUCCACUGCAAAACAAGUGGGCUCUUUGGUUUUUCAAGAAUGACAAAAGCAAGACAUGGCAGGCAAAUCUUCGUCUCAUUUCCAAGUUUGACACAGUGGAAGACUUCUGGGCAUUAUACAAUCACAUUCAGCUGUCAAGUAAUUUGAUGUCCGGUUGCGACUACUCAUUGUUUAAGGAUGGCAUUGAGCCCAUGUGGGAGGAUGAACGAAACCGACGAGGCGGCCGCUGGCUGAUAACUCUGUCCAAGCAGCAGCGAAAAUGUGACCUGGACCGGUUCUGGUUAGAGACCCUCUUGUGUCUUGUGGGCGAAGCUUUUGACGACUACAGCGAUGACGUGUGCGGGGCCGUCAUUAAUGUCCGAGCCAAAGGAGAUAAAAUAGCAAUAUGGACCACAGACUAUGAGAACAAAGAGGCCAUUACACACAUAGGGCGUGUGUAUAAGGAGAGAUUAGGUGUACCGCCAAGAGUAAUCAUCGGAUACCAGUCACACGCAGACACGGCCACAAAGAGCGGCUCCUCGACCAAGAACAAGUUUGUUGCCUGAAGACCAUUACCCACAAUUCUCACCUGUGAUUUUGUUUCCUUCAGUCAGAAUACAUUUUCUUUAGUUUCCCCAUGAAUGUAACUAACAUGUUUAUCCGCUACCAAACAUUUGAGAUGGGGGGGGGGGGGGGGAUAAUAGCGCUUCCUUUAUCGUUGCCACUUUACCAAAGCUUAGAACAAAUGAGCCGUUCAACUGGAGCACUUUGUAAUUUAAGAGCUUUGAGUUUUUGUGCUGGUGGGCUGAAGAGGAGUAAAAAUGUUUUGAUGCCCAUUAUUUCCAUUUUGAGACCUAGCUGAAUAUCUGUGGAAAAUUUAAUUUAGUCACUCUUUAGUAUAGGAAUUAUUUUUGUGAAGAGAUUAAAAGAUAAAAUGUUUACUUGUUUACCUUGCUAGACUGUAGCUUAUUUUCUUCAUACUGUAACUGCCAAAUAUUGUGAUUUAACUUUGUUUUGGAAGGAGCUAAAACCUUUUUUUUUUUUUAAUGUAUUUGAACAGUCAAGUGGAGUAUUGUUUCAUUAGUCAACUUAUUAAUUUCCACUUUUUUGCCAGCAUUACCGGAUUGAAGUUGGAUGUGUUUAUUUACAGAUACAGUUUGUGCAAUAUUUGAAGACUUCUACAAGAGACAUUAACCGUAUUCGAGUGGAAAAUAUAUGGAAGAAGUGUGUGAACUGGUUUAGGUCAUGUUCUUGGUAGAGUUAAAGUGAACUAGUGCAACAUAGCUUAACGAAAUGAAAGAGAUUUUACAACACAGAAGUGCAUAGACCACACCGUGACAUUGUACAGUAUUUUGUUUAUUCGGUGUAUGUUUACAUGAUCUGCCAUUUUGAUAAAAGUUUAAUUACAUUCCAGAUUUAGUUGACUGUCAGAUUAAAUAUGUAUGCGAUAUAAGUGAAAGGAAGAUGGUUUGGAAGGGUUAACCUGUGCCUUGAAUGCAAGACCCUGCUCUGUCUGCAGAAAAUGUAUGAGUGAUGUAAAUAAACGUGUACAGUGUGUUCUUUCAA